Molecule: messenger RNA, 1547 nt
Organism: Alosa alosa (allis shad)
Lineage: Eukaryota; Metazoa; Chordata; Actinopteri; Clupeiformes; Clupeidae
Exons: 5
Coding region: 325-1380 (351 amino acids)
Source: RefSeq, a predicted model, not a curated record
UUCAGUUGGUGAAAUGGAGAUACAGAGAAGUUCAAAACCCCAUCCACGCCUCCUUUCUGUGCAAAUCUCACAAUUCGAAACUCCCGCCAUAAAACGGGCGAAUCCAAAAGAAGCUCAGAGUUUACGCAAACUCUGAAGUGGUGCCUUAUUUGGCUCUGGCCUGUACAUUUGUCACGCCCCAAAAUUUACAUACAGACCAGCCCACUGGUUCGCUGGCCCAAGAACAUGAAUGGAGGUCGUGAAGAUGUCAGACACUAGUUUAGCUAGCCUACUGUUGGGUUUACUUCUACAAGAAUUACAAAGCAGGCAGUUUCUCUAUCGAAAAUGAGCCAGAGAGGUAAAUGCAGUGUUCCAGGCUGCACGGAGAAAGGGGAAGUUUGUCACAGUCUUCCCAAGGAUCCGAGGACUCGGCAGGCAUGGAUAAUGUUUGUCUAUCAGAAGAUCCCUGCAAAGUUCGACGCUCAGCUGUUCAUUUGCUCUAAACAUUUUCCCUUAGACAGCUUUCAAAAUCUUGGACAGUUUAAAGCAGGAUUUGCCAAACUUCUUUUACUGAAACGAGGGGCUGUUCCGACCGUAAGGUCAUCACAACCGCAAGCUAGCACAUCACAAGAACAACAAGAACAACCACGAACAAAAGUUGCAGCAUGCCAAACAGAUCCUCUUUGUGUGGCAUCUCGCGGGACGCAGCUUUCUUUUACUACAUUGAGACCUCACCAACGAAGCAAAGGCAUACAGGCAACGCCGCAAUGCCAAAGUGUGGCAGUAGGCACAACGGCUCCUUCAGUCUCUGGGCCAUUCUCUUCAACUCCUUUGAAGGGUCAGAGGCCAGCAAAGAGACCUCGCCUUGAAUUUGAGGAGGAGGUGGAAGAUGUUUCCUCUGCAUGCACUGAUCCUCAAGAUUCCACAUACAAUCCUGCACAGUCUGCUACAAUGGAGAUAGAAUCAUCUCAGCUUUUUACAUCACCAGUGACUUCAUAUGGCGAUGCAAAAUACAUUGUUUUUGAUCAAUGCCUCUUCAGCCUGUUCGAGAUCUGCCCUGUGUGCACAAGAACCUGUACAUUCCUGCCACGCAGAAGAGGGUCCUUCCUAGCGAUCGACCAACUAUGCCCUCACUGCAAGUUCUUCCGACAGUGGAAGAGUCAGCCAGUUAUUGGGAGCACCCCUGUGGGCAACCUUCAGCUGUCUGCUGCCAUUUACUUUUGUGGAGCUUCAUUUUCAAAGAUGAAAAAGAUAUUUGAUGCAAUGCAGCUGAGAACACACACGUAUGAUGCCUUCAGAAGACAUUGUGUACAGAAAUGGGUUUUGUUUAGUGAAAGUGUGAGAUCAGGCCUAAUUGCCAGCCAUCAAAAUGCAAAUCAUUACAGUUUUAGGCUGCUCUAACUGAAAGGCACUUGUAACAACACCGGUUAGAGUACAGCUUUGGCACAGCCUACAGGUUUAGCCAAUGCUUUUGCUGUGAGUUAAUAGUAGUAUUUUGCUUGGUGUGUGCUUACAAAAGUGACAAGUGACAAUUGUUACAACAUUUCUGCUGUUUCAUUUAGGUUGUA